AUGCUCUUGCAGAUGAAGACGAUACACAAUCGGGUCAAGGAGCCCCUGGAGGAGGAGGAGUUCUUGCUAGCGGCUGCUUUGCGCAUCAAUAUCAUCCUUGUGAUCAUCCGAGUACGACACGCUGCAAUGAGACCUGCUCCUGUCGCCAGGCAGGAACUUUCUGCGAAAAGUUUUGCCAGUGCCCGCCCGACUGCCCGAAUCGGUUAG
Molecule: messenger RNA, 207 nt
Organism: Protopolystoma xenopodis
Lineage: Eukaryota; Metazoa; Platyhelminthes; Monogenea; Polystomatidea; Polystomatidae
Source: the annotation of a GenBank genome assembly